Coffea arabica (coffee) is the source of this 2431-nucleotide messenger RNA. Its product is annotated as probable alpha-amylase 2. Gene Ontology annotation, biological process: carbohydrate metabolic process. The record is from RefSeq and is a predicted model, not a curated record. Gene Ontology annotation, molecular function: calcium ion binding; alpha-amylase activity. NCBI's taxonomy places the organism in Eukaryota, Viridiplantae, Streptophyta, Magnoliopsida, Gentianales, Rubiaceae.
UUUGUCCCGUUCUUGGGCUAUGAUGCUGCGGUUUUCUGGUGUUUUUUUGGGUCUGUGUGAGAGAGGAAUCGGGUUCGUUGUGGGCCUUAUGCAUGGAGGGUUUUGAGCAUUCAGCUGUGAUAUUAUUAUUCGCAAUCCAAUUAUCCAACUACGAAGGACCGAGUUAAGAUGAGAUUUAUUUUGCAUUGAUGCUAAAGGCAGGUUUCUCAGGAAUUCUGUGCCACUCCGUUCGGACUGGGAGAACGCCAAUCCAAAAUUCAGGGAGAUGUCUAGAGUUGUCUUUACUGGAAGAUUUGUCUACGUGUUGUGGAUGAGCUGGACACUUUCAAAAGAUUCUCUUAAACUACAUAUUUGUAAGCACGACAAGAUCGGAAUCCCGCGUAUUCCAACCGACUCAAAGUCUCAAACUCGAAUCUCAAUUGGCUGAAGAAUGGUUGCCGUCCAUAUGUCGUUGACCAACUAUAUGCCCCAGUGGCCGACGCAUAAAUGGCCGACGCAUAAAAGCUGAUGAUCAGAUCACUCAAACUCACGAAUUGACUUAAAGCGCAGAAUGUAGAUUUCGAUUCUCAACUUUGCCAGUUGGGAAAAACUUUCGUAAUCCCUCUUCUGUGUUCGCUAAACAAAACGACCAUUCCUGCCCAGAACAGUUCCCUAAGGCUGUAUUUGGAUUGGUGGAUUUAACUGGAUUUGGAUAAGUGCAAGACUAAUUCCGGUGGAUUGCUGUGGUCUGCCCUUCUAUAUCGUUGCCUAAUUCGAAGAGUUUCGCGGUGCACUUUGGACGAAGUACAACACAUAUAUAUAUAUAUGUGCAGAGGCAAGAGUGCCGAUUUAUAAAGUCAGCUGCAAUUGGCUUCUUCAGAACCCCUAAGCUCUUGAGCAUUUUCUCAACCAACUUCAGAUAUCUGUUAAUCUUCCCAUCUUUAAGAUAUGGGUUACCUCAACAGUGGAUCGGAUGAGAAUGUGCAGCAGACGGAUCCUGCGGCAGUGCUACGCAACGGGAGAGAAAUUUUAUUGCAGGCCUUCAACUGGGAGUCUCAUAAACAUGACUGGUGGAGAAACAUAGAGAAGAAAGUUCCUGAUAUUGCAAAAUCUGGCUUCACAUCAGCUUGGUUGCCUCCACCAACUCAUUCAUUCGCACCUCAGGGGUAUACUCCACAGAACCUUUAUUCUUUGAAUUCUGCAUAUGGUUCUGAUUAUGUCUUAAAAGCUUUACUUAGUAAGAUGAAACAGUACAAAGUGAGGGCAAUGGCUGACAUAGUGAUAAAUCACCGAGUUGGGACUACCCAGGGGCAUGGUGGAACGUAUAACCGUUUUGAUGGGAUUCCAUUAGCAUGGGAUGAACGUGCAGUUACAUCAUGUACUGGGGGCCGGGGUAAUAGGAGCACAGGGGAUAACUUUCCUGGUUUUCCAAAUGUUGAUCAUACUCAACACUUUGUUCGGAAAGAUAUGACUGACUGGCUACGGUGGCUUCGCUAUGAUGUUGGUUUCCAGGACUUUCGCUUCGAUUUUGUUAGAGGCUAUUCACCAAAAUAUGUGAGGGAAUACAUUGAAGGUGCGAAGCCAAUAUUUUCUGUUGGCGAAUACUGGGAUAGUUGCAACUACAAUGGCUGUAACUUGGACUACAACCAAGACAAUCACAGGCAAAGAAUUGUCAAUUGGAUUGAUGGUACAGGGCAACUGUCUACUGCUUUUGACUUUACAACGAAGGGAAUUCUCCAGGGAGCCGUGAAAGGAGAACUCUGGCGCCUCCGUGACUCUCAAGGGAAACCACCAGGUGUUAUGGGAUGGUGGCCAUCAAGGGCUGUCACUUUCAUUGAUAACCAUGACACAGGGUCAACUCAGGCUCACUGGCCUUUCCCUGCUAGUCAUAUUAUGGAGGGUUACGCCUAUAUACUCACACAUCCAGGGAUUCCAUCAGUAUUUUAUGACCAUUUUUAUGAUUGGGGAAAUUCCAUUCAUGACCAAAUUGUGAAGCUGAUGGAGAUUCGACGGUUUCAAGGCAUACAUAGCCGAUCCUCGAUAGAAAUCCUUACGGCACAGCCAAACUUGUAUGCUGCAAUGAUUGGUGAGAAAAUAUGCAUGAAGAUUGGAGAUGGGUCAUGGUGCCCAGCUGGGAGGGAGUGGACGCUUGCAGCUAGCGGCACCAGAUAUGCUGUCUGGCAAAAGUAGAUCCUUUUCUUUGUUAGUGGACUGGGCCGGAACUAAGGGCCGCUUCGAGCUAACCUUCUUUGAAUAAGGCUUUUAGUCCGUAAUAAAUUAAUUCCAAGCGGCUAUUAGCGGGUGAAAUAAGAAACUGCUGCAUACUUGGUUAUACAUUGUAAUAUUGUAUCAGAUGUUGUCUUAUCUUGCGUCUUCUUUUUGUCAUUUUACUUGAUGACGAAAUAAAUAAAAAUGGUGCUUGCAAUUGCAUAUUACUUUGCUUCCUCUGAAA